CACGCACACAUAUAUAUAUAUAUUUACAGAUACGUAUACCGUAGAUAAUUCUCGUUACUUCUCAUCUCCGCUGCUGAUUGUGAAUGCAAAUCAUUUGAAAACUAUAAUUUUCUCUUAUUAUUUCCUCUAUUCCUUAUUACUUAUUUGAAAGAAAGAAAAAUAAUAAUAAUAAAAGCCUCGACUGGAAUUCAUUUAUCAAAAAGAUAAAAUUUAAAAAAAUUUGAAAUCAUGAAAUACAAACAAAUGUUAUCAAAGCAUAUGAUUAUUCAGGAAGAUUCAAUGCGGCAGCAACAGCAACAGCAACAACGAGCACAAAUCGAUUGGAUCUCGAUAGAUCAUAACAGUAAUAAUAACAAUAAUAAUAAUAGUAAUAAAACAAUUGACAAUACUUAUUCCUUUCAUGAUCCUUCGACUGCAUCAUAUCCAAGUCAGAUGGAAUGCAGAACAACAGCAGCAACAACAACUAAUGUGAUGAGUGUAUUGAAUCCAGUCGGAAGCCAAAUGCCAUAUUUACAAUCGAAUCUGCCAACUCCAACAUCGUCUAAUUUGCCUUCUGAUCGAACAGUGUUCACAAUAGAGAAUGGAUUGAAAGAUGGAAAUCAAACAGUACACUAUCAGCAGCAGCAUCAAAUGACUACUCCUAGCGUUGGUGCUCUAUCACAACAAACAGAUUCAUCACAAAUUUGGGAAUCUUCAAACUCGACUAGUUGUACUCUCCCGACAACAGUAACAGCAGCGUCAAAUCAAAUCAAGUCAACGCAUGUAUGGAAUCCACCAAAAGCGAAGAAGAGAGAACCAUAUAUUCCAAGUUAUAUGGAUCCAUUAUCUGGCCCUGAACCGUGUGUUGUCUGUGGAGACAAUGCCACUGGUUUUCAUUAUCGUGCUAUGACAUGUGAAGGUUGUAAAGGCUUUUUUCGACGUUCUGUUCAAAAAAAGCUAGUAUAUACCUGUAAAUUUCAAGGUCGUUGUCCAGUAGCCGACAAACAGAAUCGUAAUAGCUGUCAAAAAUGCCGUUUCGACCGAUGCAUCAAAGGUGGUAUGGCUAAAGAUCUUGUCCUCGACGAAGAUAAACGUCUAGCUAAACGUCGCCUGAUUGAAGCGAAUCGAGCACGUAAACGAGCUGAAGCAGCUGCAGCAGCAGCGGCAGCAGCUGAGGCCGUCGGCAUCUCCACCUCUGCCAUAGACUCCACAGGUAUUCCUCAGGCAACAACACACAAUAUCCUUAAUCCUAUAAAUCCCAAUAUCUCUUCAAACUAUCAAGUGAUAUACAAUCCGCCAAUAUCUAUAUCAAACACCCUGCCGACAUCCGCUCUUAAAUCACGCAUUCCACAUCCGCCUGCAUUCCAUUCGAAUGUGAUAUUCACACAGCAUCAGUAUACAAUGAAUCCAACACCGGUUGUUGGUCGUCAGCAGUACCAGUCAACUCCGAAUCAAUUAAGCUCUAUUAUAGAGGUAGAUAAUACCCGUAGUCUUUCAGCUAUAGCACCCUCAUCUGUUAUCAAUGAUCAAACAAUACCAGUGAUAAAACCAACCAGCACAACACUAAUGAUGACGAAUACACCACAGGCAGUAAAUACUCCGCCAUAUUGGCCGCCAGUAUACACCAACACCAACACCACCACCACCGAUAACAACAACAACAACGGCACAACAGCAACAACAACACCAUGUUUCACUAAUCUUGUGAAUAAAAAUCCCCAUCCUCCUCCUCCUCACCAGCAUCAUCAUCAACAGCAUUCUACACUUCAACAAUCGAUCCAUGAAUCAGUGAAUAGUGUUCAGUUGCAGAGAAGUACAGAGGGUAGUACAACAUUACAAGCUUUCAAUCAAUAUCAUUACUUGAAUUUACCUAAUGAAAGUCAAAGAAGUCAACAACAACAACAACAAUCUGAUACAAUGAGUGUAGAAGGCCUGCCCAAACUUACAGAUAUUCAUCAGAUAUAUAACAAGAGCCAUAAUAAUAAUAAUAAUGGUGCUGACAAUACCAGUGUAUAUUGUGAACGUCAGAUAUAUUCGCCUAUAACACCAGAUAAAUGUCCACCGCUUGGCUGUGGUAAAACAACGACGACAAAAGCAACAACUACACUAAUUCAAAGUGAUAACACUGCAAUGCCACUUCAAUCUUUCAAACAAAAUGGUUGUUAUGGGAGCAAUAGCAGCGCUAAUAGUGGUGUUAGUAGUAGCAGUGCUAGUAGUACUGGAAUAGAUUCAAGUGAAACAGGAUACAAUGAUUGUCCAUGGACAAUUGAAGAUCAAAAUAUGGUUGAUUCUAUUGUUCAAGCGUAUAGUAAUAUGUUGAAUCCAAAUUUUAAACAAAAGGAUGACAAUGUAGAUGUUGACAAAGAUCCAGAGAAAGCAUUCUAUGCUUCAAGCGAUUCAAAGAUCACAUCACUUAUUGAACCAAUGAUUGCUUCACUUGUUGCAUUCGCUAGAUUAGUUCCUGGUUUUGAACUGCUGGAUGCCAACGACCAGACACGUCUACUUCGCGGUUGUUGUCUAGACAUCAUCACUCUACGUGCUGCCUAUCUACUGAGUCGUAUAGCUAUUCAACUUGGAAUUAUUGAUUCAAAUGGACAUCAUAAUAAGCCCCAAUCGAUGAUGAUGAUGAUGAACACAUUGUCAGGAGCAGUAGUCGAGUCAAGUGAUCCACUGCACCAUCAGCAGCAGCAGCAGCAACACGGUGUCACAUCGAUUAUUCCAAAUAAUAUCUAUCCACAACUUGGUACUUCUGAUGCUAAAUGUGCUCAAAUGAUUCGUGGUGUUGCACUGAAAUUAGCUCGUCUAGAAAUUGAUCAAACUGAAGUCGCUUUAAUGACAGCUAUUUUAUUAAUGUCACCGGAUCGUUUUGGUUUAACCGACUGUGAAACAGUUGAGCAUACACAAGAUAUCUUACUGGAGACAUUUAAUCGUUAUGCUAAUCGUAUACGAAAGUUACGCUCUUUACGACUUCAAUCAAAUCGUCUAACGUUGAAUUCACAACCACAACCACAACAGCAGCAGCAACAACAGCAGCAUCAGCAACAACAACAACAAUUACAACAUCAACAAUAUUGGCCAAGAAUUUUAAUGGCACUAACAGAAUUACGUUCAAUUACAUUGUGCAAUCAAGGCCUGUUUGUAGAGAAAGCAUUCGACACAAGUAUUGAACAAUUGCCAUGGUAUUUUCGUGAAUUGUUCACUGGAGAUUUUAUACUACAAGAGACUAAUAGAUUGCCUUCAAAGAUUAACAGUAAUAAUAAUAAUAAUAGUAAUAAUAUGACAUAAAUGGAAGCGCCCAAUACCUUAUACACAUAUAUCCAUAUAUAUGUGUUCGUUUUACUGAUAGUCUACCUCAGAAAUAACAUCCAUUGUGUGUGUGUGGAGAUCAAAGGGAGGCUUUUUGAAGUAUCAGGACUGUCUGUGAAUUGUUUUCUUCCCCUAUAUCUCUCUUUUCUUUGCUAUUCUCUCUUAUCCCUUGUCUUGAACGCUGAUUGGAUGACCAUAAAAUGAUGAAAGCAAUGAAAACAAGCUGUUGUGAUCUGGCUUGUUUCUAUAACAAAGGAUCCAUCUAUCGGUAGAAUGACAUAUAUAUUUUCUUAAAGUAAUUUCUUCUUGGAAGUCUAGUGGUGGUGAUGUUUCAUUCUGUGUUCAAGACCAUCACCACCACCGCCACGGCGACGACGAGUACUCACUCGUAUCUAUUAGGAAGGUAGAAGAGAAGAAAUCUCCUUUAACUCUUUUGUAGAUUAGGUAGAUAGAUAUCUUAAUAUUUUUAUGUGUGUGUGUGCUGUCUCCGUCUUUUUUUCCUCUUCUGGUUAUAUACUACUGAUACUAUUACGAUUAGUAGUAUCGUAGCAGUCGUACUACGAUUACUACCUAAUAGGAUAUUAUUUAAUAAUAGAAUUUAUCCAGGAAAUAUCCUUGGACAGUUAUGUGUGUUUCCGUCAGUUUAUUUUAUUUUAUUUAUUAUUUAUUUUUCUUUACUUCAAGUAGACCCUUACUACUAAUACUACACCUAACUUUGUGUGUUCAUUUCCCUGAUCACUGCUUUCAUUUGAGUAGACGAUCCGUUCUACCACGAUAACUAGUAAUACUACUAAUAAUAAUGAUAAUAAUAAUAAUAAAACGUAAUAUUGUUUCUUUUUUAUAAUAAAUUUAUUUUCGUUUGUUUUGUUUCUUGUCGUCUCCAUGAAAAGAAUCAGCUUAGCUCUUCACCCGCCCCGCCCCACCCCUCUGUUCUCAAGUAAACACUUUAGGAUUUUAUCAAUCGUUUGCGCUCGAGUUCUUCUUCUCUGUGUGUAUUGUAUGUCCGUGUUAUUUUUACCCGGGGGUUUUCUGCCUUCACUGAUCUUAAGUGCGAUAUGUGGUGCGUGUGUGUGUGUGUGGGAGUAUCCUCUCCUUCUGUGUACAUAACACUAUCUAUACGCUUGUACUCUUCUCCUCCUUCUUGGAAGUAUGUAAGGCAUCUUUGAUGGUAUUUGUCUGUACAACCCCCCUGCUAAACCUCAUCGCUCCCCACCCUACCCCACCCCACGCACACCACC
Molecule: messenger RNA, 4523 nt
Organism: Trichobilharzia szidati
Lineage: Eukaryota; Metazoa; Platyhelminthes; Trematoda; Strigeidida; Schistosomatidae
Source: the annotation of a GenBank genome assembly